Messenger RNA from Zootoca vivipara (common lizard), 2227 nucleotides. The record is from RefSeq and is a predicted model, not a curated record. NCBI's taxonomy places the organism in Eukaryota, Metazoa, Chordata, Lepidosauria, Squamata, Lacertidae.
GCCUCCUACACAUCAUCACCACCGUUUGGGGGGUUUAGAGAGAGGCCUUUUCUGCAGGGCUGCUUGGCUACUGGCACUGCAGACUUCCCUCAAAGCAUCUUCCAUAGCUAUGGUUUCUGCCUGGGCCUUGACUUUGUAGCUUUUAAGAACAGUGGUUGUCCAGAUCUGCCGUUUUCACCUGCUGCUCUUGCGGCGCAAGAAGAGCCCUUGGCCGAUUUCUGCCCCCCAGUGCAGGCAGCGCUCCGAUUCCCAGCCAUCCAGCUCUCAUCGACAGAGGGGGCUGCUGAAGAAGGCGUUCCUGGGGCUGUCCGUGGGCCUCCCCCUCGCAGCUGGGAUCCGCUACGGGAUGGCCGAUAAGCCAGAACGGCGAAGGAUGAGGCUGCUGGUCGAGGGACUGGGGCGCUUUACCAGGUCCUUGCAGUUGGGAAUCCAGAUCUCCCUGGAUUACUGGUUGACGAACCAUGUCUCGUUGUGGGGCCUGGACGAGAACAGCCCAGGGUACAAGGCCGUCCUCUCCAAAUGCCACCAGCGGGCAGCCGAUAGCAUCGUUCGUGGCGCCAUCCAGAACGGGGGCCUCUACGUCAAGCUGGGCCAAGGCCUGUGCGCCUUCAACCACCUCCUGCCCCCGGAGUACAUCAGCACCCUGCGCACGUUGGAGGACCGGGCCCUCACCCGCGGCUACAAGGAGGUGGAUGAGCUCUUCCUGGAGGAUUUCAACGCCAAGGCGGACCAGCUGUUCCUGGAAUUCGACUACCAGCCGAUCGCCGCUGCCAGCUUGGCCCAGGUGCACCGGGCGAAGCUCCACGACGGCACCCCGGUGGCCGUGAAGGUCCAGUACAUUGACUUGCGGGACCGGUUUGACGGAGACAUUCGCACGCUGGAGUUCCUGCUGCGGAUCGUGGAGCUGAUGCACCCCACCUUUGGGUUCAGUUGGGUCUUGAAGGACCUGAAGGACACGCUGGCCCAGGAGCUGGACUUUGAGAACGAGGCGCACAAUUCGGAGCGCUGCGCCCAGGAGCUGAAGCACUUUGACUUUGUGGUGGUUCCUCGGGUUUACUGGGAGAGGAGCAGCAAGAGGGUCCUGACAGCUGAUUUCUACGACGGCUGCAAAGUCAACGACAUGGAGGGCAUCAAGAGGCGAGGCCUGCAGGCCAAGGACGCCGCACAAAAGUUAAUCCAGGCAUUUGCAGACCAGAUCUUCCUCACCGGAUUCAUCCAUGCGGACCCCCACCCAGGAAACGUGCUGGUACGGAAGGGGCCUGAUGGAAAGGUGCAACUCAUUCUCCUCGAUCACGGCUUGUACGAGAUCCUUCACGAGAACGAACGGGAAGCGCUGUGCAAGCUGUGGCACGCGAUCAUCUUGCGCGAUGAUGCAGGCAUGCAGAUGUACUCCAAGCAGCUGGGUGUGAAAGCCCAGGAUUACUUCCUGUUUUGCGAGAUCCUGCUGCAGCGGCCAAUCAACAUGGCGCAGCUGGUGCUGUCCAACGUGCUGACUCGCGAGGAGGCGGCCUACAUGCAGGACAUGGCCAAGAACCGCUUCGACCGCAUCAUGCAGGUGCUGAAGGACCUGCCCCGCUCCAUGCUGCUCGUCUUCCGCAACAUCAACACUGUCCGGGGCAUCAACGUGGCCUUGGGGACCCCUGUGGACCGAUACUACAUCAUGGCCCGCAGUGCGGUGAGAUGCUGGAGUCACAUGCAUAGCCAAAGAUCUGGAGGGAUCAACAACAUAUUCUUUGUCCGCUGGAUCCGUGCGGCCUGGAACACCUUCAUUUUCGAGUUUUCACUCAGGUUCCAGGUCGCCGUCAUAAAGCUCUCUACCUCUGUCCUGCGCUUCCUGACUUUUGUUGGUUUCCUGAAGGACAGCAAGAAGCCGGGGGAGUUCUACGAGUUCCUGAAGGCAUAGAGUGGCUGCUCCUACAACCUUCUGCUGUGGGCUGGAUUGCAGCCUCCAGGGCAGAGGAGGGCUGAAGGCCUGUCCAUCUCGAUCAAACACCAGGUGCUUUUCAUGCCUAUAGAGGAGGACAAGGCGCUCUCCCUCUUUUCUAUUAAAAAAAAAUUAUCGGCGAGAAAUGCAGGACUUGCCUCCAGCUGCUAGGCCGAACCAAGCCAAGGGUGGCCUGCAGCCUUCCUGCACCUCAGAUUCUGCUAGCGGCAGGGCUGAACGGGAGCCGCGUUCCCACCUCCUUGCAACAAACAGCCCGUGGUAAUAAAUGCCCACUUUUUAGCC